AAAAAAUAAAAAAAAAAAAUAAAAAGAAGAAAAACCUACAGUGGAUCAUCGUGUAAAAACACAGUGCCUGCCAAACAAUAGUUUAAAAAUGUUAUUUGAUGACUUUUACUCUCUUCACACUUAUUCAAAACUUGCUCUAUCUACAUAAAAUAAAUAUAUUAUUUCGCAUUUCUUAGUAGUGAGUUUGAUGAUCUUUCUAUGUAUUAUCUUUUACACUCAUGUUUUUUUUUAUUCUUUUAUAAAUCUGUAUAUUUAUAUAUUUUCAGGAGUUAUAGUACAGCAAUGCCAAAUAUAGCUUAUAGUAGAAAUAGUGAGACACCAUAUUAUGACAUAAUUUUCUUGUAUGCUAAUCUUUGGUGUCCCCCUUUUUUCUGUUAGAGUUUGGAUAAUUAAUUUCAACGUUUUCUCCUUUUUAUUCCUCCUCCCUUUUUUUUUUUCUUUCAACUCAUAGUGUGGAAUAAAUAUAUACACA
This is a messenger RNA of Cokeromyces recurvatus, 472 nucleotides long. RefSeq lists its product as uncharacterized. The record is from RefSeq and is a predicted model, not a curated record. NCBI's taxonomy places the organism in Eukaryota, Fungi, Mucoromycota, Mucoromycetes, Mucorales, Mucoraceae. Bases 199 to 378 code for a protein of 59 amino acids. The transcript has a single exon.